GGGGGGGGGGGACACCUAAUUGGCAUGCGCCUCCACCGCGCUUUUCUCUUUUUUUGCGCGAUUUUUCCCCUCCUCCGGCACGUCCGCCGCCAUGGGCAAGCGCUGGCUCCCCCUCGAGGCCAACCCGGAGGUCAUGAACCAGUUUAUGCGGGGAUUAGGGGUUCCCGCGGAGGCGGGGUUCUGCGACGUCUACGGUCUCGACGACGAGAUGCUCGCCAUGGUGCCACAGCCCGUGCUCGCCGUCAUCUUGCUUUAUCCUCAGGAUCGGAAGAAGGAAUCCGUUGCUUCACCCUCCUCCACGGUCGAGAGCAAGAAGCUCAGCAAGAAUGUAUACUUUACAAAACAGACUAUUGGUAAUGCCUGUGGAACAGUUGGAAUUAUCCAUGCAAUAGGGAAUGCUUUAUCCAGAAUCAAGCUUGUUGAGGGGUCAUAUUUUGACAGAUUUUACAAACAAACAGCUGAUAUGGAUCCUGCCCAGCGUGCUUCGUUUCUUGAGGAGGAUGAAGAAAUGGAAAAGGCUCAUUCUGUUGCUGUUUCUGCUGGCGAUACAGAGGCCAAGGAUGGAGUAAUCGAACAUUAUGUCUGUUUCUCCUGUGUUGAUGAUGAAAUUUUUGAACUUGAUGGAGGGAAUUCGCAGCCAAUCUCCCAUGGCCCUUCCUCUCCUGAUAGCUUGUUGCAGGACGCUGCAAAAGUCAUCAAAGCUAGGAUUGCGCAGUACCCCGGGUCACUCAAUUUCAAUGUCAUGGCUCUUUCAAAGCAGUGAUGAAAUCAUAUCCUGGUAGAAAGGUUUUAUUAUUCACACCACUCUUUUCCAGUCUGCAAUAAUCUUGUUCAUGAUGUCCAAAUGUACUCAGCAAUUGACGAGACAGAACAGUGUUUGCAUCUACUAUCUGACAAUCUCACGAGUCUCUAGCUAUCUCCAGUGAUGUUACCAGAA
Molecule: messenger RNA, 937 nt
Organism: Oryza sativa Japonica Group (Japanese rice)
Lineage: Eukaryota; Viridiplantae; Streptophyta; Magnoliopsida; Poales; Poaceae
Product: ubiquitin carboxyl-terminal hydrolase 3
Biological process (GO): ubiquitin-dependent protein catabolic process; protein deubiquitination
Cellular component (GO): cytoplasm
Molecular function (GO): cysteine-type deubiquitinase activity
Source: RefSeq, a predicted model, not a curated record